AUGGGCGGAGGAGCGAAAGGAGGAAGGGGGAAGGCGAUAGAGGAGGAGAUAAGGGAAGAGGAGGCCACGAAGAAGGAGAAAAGAAAAGAGAAGGGGAGGAAGGAGGAGAAGGGGAAAGAGGAGAAGGGGAAAGAGGAGAAGGGGAAAGAGGAGGCAACGACGAAGAAGAAGACGACAACACAGAAGGGGAGGAAAGAGGGAAGGAAAAGCGACGUGGCGGACAUCAAGUACAUCUUUGAACAAUAUCUUAGUCAAUCCUACGAGAGGGUUCAGUCGCUGAAUUAUGAAUGCAAGUGGUUGACAGAAAACUUGCAUUUCUUCGAGUUCCCCAUGUUGCCACCCUUACAUUGUUGGGCAAAGAUAAAUGAAGACGACGAGGAGAUUUAUGUUGUCAUGAAGCAUUCUAGAUCACCUUGCGACAUCAAGAUCUUCACGUUCAUGGGGGCAAAGAAUCUGGGCUAUGUCGUUUUAGAAUCCUACGAUGGAGUGAACUUUCGGAACUUGUACAGCUAUGCAAGGACUAGGAAAGAAGUGUUCGUUCAGCGCAGAAAGCAACGUUUUUCAAUCGAGCACACAGGAGAGGCGGCUCGAGUCUCCAAGGAAUGCUUCAUCUUCGGCCAUUGCAUCGACUUUGCCGACACACCAACUCCAGCCGGCAUUGUAGAAGCGAGCCAACUAUCCUGCAAUCAUCCGGCAAACAUCAUUCUUGAACCACGCUGCAGUUGGGCUCAAGUUCGUGGCGCGGCCGUUUCACAAUGCCGUUCGGAGGGAGCCUCCUACUCUCAGCUUGUCUUGUACGAUGAAGACCCGCCAAUCUCUUACGAAUGUGGGGGAUACCCUGUGUCAAACGGUGUCGUGCUGUUUCGAUUCCACGACAACCGUGGAAAAGGUGUUUUGCAGGGCUGGCAGGUACCCUGGACUGAUUUUCAACAUGACGAAUUGUUCCAAAAUCUCAAGAGAUUGAAAGGAAUCUUCACCAAAUUAAGGCGAUACCUCAUCAUACCUCCUGUAGAUAGCAAGAUUGGAAAUUCCAUACAUCUUGCGUAUGAGUUCCAAAAAAUCCCUGAAUGGAUGAAAUAUAUGCAUACAGAGCUGACUGAUUUGUUAAAGGAUCAACCGGUCAGAGCUUUGAACCCAAUGCAACGUUACUAUCUUCAAUUGUUGGCUGACAGUGAAGCAACCCCGUCCUAUGCACUUUCUCUCAUACUGUGUGAUCUACAUGAACAGCGUAUCAAGAAUGCCAAAGCAUGGAUAGACAGGUCGAUCGAUUACUGCCAAUUCUUGUCUGAAAACCAUCGCACCGUCAUCUGCAUAGGCUCUGGAUUCCUUGAAAACCUAACAAAGUUUCAAAACGAUAUAUCCGAUUUUCAAAAGGUCUUUCAGAUCUUGACGACCCUUGCAAAAGUUGAAAUCCCCAAAACCAAGUGGCAGAAGAAGCAAUUCUUGGUCAUUCUGGAGGAAGCAUGCAGCGGAAAUAAUGAUCAGAAAGCAGCGGGUCUCAACACCGAAGAGCUUAUCUUUGAAUUUCCGGGCAGAUACAGGAAAGCAGACAAAUUGAUAUUGGGACCCGAGCAUGUUGGUUGUCCAAUAACGAUAAUCAUCCACAAUUCUACCCAAUCGCAUAGACAGAAUCGAAAGAAACUGAAAAUGAAAGUAACGAAGUGGUUCCGCAACAACUUUAAAACCUAUCCAAACCAUGAAUUUCUGACUUACAACUUGUCCAAGUGCCCAAAGUUGUCAGUUUUCAACGAGAAUGCCUUGAUCUCUGAUUCUCUGGCAAAAGAUCUUGAAACUCUCGAAGCUGAUGGAGGCUUCUCAGCGCCAUCGGAACAGUCAGAAGGAAAGGUCGUCUUUCAAAAAACGCUGCAUGUCGGUAAGAUGGCAAGUUUGAUAGAGCGAGAUCAAACAGGAUCCAACAGAGUCCUCGGGCACAUUUAUAUCGAAAAACAGAGCAAAGGAGAUAUCGAAGAUGAAGUCCUUUACAAGUCGCAGAAGCUUCUUACUAAACACAAGGACCAGCGCCUACUAGAAGCCUUCACCCGAGGAUCCAUUGAGAUCGAUCAAAGUGUGUUCUCCAGCACGCUACCAGCUCCCCGUGAAUGUGAUGCCGACAGCAAUUUAUAA
Messenger RNA from Guillardia theta CCMP2712, 2124 nucleotides. RefSeq lists its product as hypothetical. NCBI's taxonomy places the organism in Eukaryota, Cryptophyceae, Pyrenomonadales, Geminigeraceae. The record is from RefSeq and is a predicted model, not a curated record. The transcript has a single exon. Bases 1 to 2124 code for a protein of 707 amino acids.